GCUCCACUCCUACACCUCCACUCACUCGCUAACCUCCUCCUCCUCUUUACCUACUCUCCUUCUCUCGUCCAUUCGUCGUUCCUUUCUUUCGUUCUCCAACUGUUCAUCGGUCGACGACGACAGCAUCAUAUCGUUCUGCAUUUCUGCCAAAGCUGCCUGCCAGCGGGCUCGUCACUCUUUUAUAAAAAACUGCUUAAUCUAGAGUCUUGUUUACACCAGGCUCGAGUCAUUCGUUUCGUUACGGUCUAUUGUUUUAAUGACCUAGUCCCUCUUUACACAACAACAAACAUCACAGCCGCUCGCUCAAUCGCUUUUGCUCGCUGGCUUUUGGCUUUGUCCAGUCUUGUUCUUCUCGAGAUUACGGUGCCCAACAUCUACUUUGACGCUUCUCGCGAUCCUCGGACGAAAACGAUUUCAGAUUCAUUCGAUUACCGCAUCAAAUUGGAGACGAUAAUACUCGACGUGUGCCAGCCGUCUACCGACAUUGUCAAUCGCACUACAGCUUAAUGGUUAUGACAGUUGUGCUUGGAGUUUAAUAGUCGACAAUUCUUAAUAUUCUCACGCCCAUUUCACUUUCUCGCGGAGGAAAUCACACUUGACGAUCAACAUCUCUUUGUUUGUUUGGAAGCUUUGAUUGAGUAUAUGCGCUAGCAUACAAGGCCAACAUGGGGAUCGCUCAUUACGAAGGUGCUCGCCUUCGACCUCGCACCAACAUUGAUGAUGUCUCUUCAGCUUCCCAGAAUGGAGUCGCAUCGUCUUCCUCGAUCUUUCGCCGACUCGUCACCCGAGAGAACUGCCAAGACACGGACAGUUGUGCAGCAGCCAGCGCCAACACGAACUUGGUAGUUCCCAUCGUUGUCGCUAUUGUGUAUGCUACCAACUACGCCUUUGUUUUUUCGAUUUCGGAUGGUCAACUGGAUCGCGGUAUGCUGACCAUGUUAUGUGUAGGGUUCCUAUCGUUCUAAUCGCAAUCUUCUUGUACUACCUCCACCGUAAGAACAUGAAGAGGCAGAUGCUUGAGGAUGCGAAUGAUCCUCACAAGAGCCUGGACUUUGGCCUCGACGGUGCCGGCGGAAAGAAGUCUGCCCGCCGAAGUAUCUUUAUGGGAGGGGGUGAGAAGGGCCUCAACCAUAAACCCAGUCAGCUCUCGAUGGACAUGAACCUCUCUUCGCCCUACCUGCUGCCACCCGGCCUGCAGGAGUCGCGAGAGUCGCUCAACUCGUUGGCUAAGUCUUUGGGAAAUGAUAACCAGGACCCUUACCAGUAUGUCGCGACCAUCACGCAAAGCGAGACCGGCUCAUUGCGGUCCUUUAAUCCCAAGGAUUCCCUCUCGCACAAUACUAAAUUCAGUAGUCCUCGUAACUCUGGCAAGCCUGGUAGCAUGAAGAUGCCCCCAUCUCGCAUGAACUCCCUGCCUGAGACGCCUGUUUCUGCCACCGACUCCAAGGUCGAUCCUUUCGGCACUCCCAAGGCGCCUGCGCCAACUCACCAGCCAAACUCUCACUUCGACGAGAAGGAUGGAUUCCAGCCUACUGCAAUCAUUCCUGAGAUUGGAGUGGUUUCCGAUUUUGAUGAGAAGCGUGACGGCGCCUCCGUACAGCCACCUCCCGCAGUGAGGAGCAAGACUCCCGAGUUUGAGUUGCCCAACUUCUCCUCGGAGCCCGCCAACGAUUUCCCUCUACCUCCUGCCAGGGAGCAUGAGGCCACUGGUCUGGGUUUGAACUUCUCUCUUCCUCAGCCUAAAUCCCCAACUGUGACUUCCCCUGAUGCUCCCAAGUCCGCUCCUCUCCCUCACGACCGCCAGAGUGAUGGUUCCAACUAUCAGUCCUACACCCCCGCGGCUGACAUUUCAAGUUACUACGAAGACCAUGAGGACGAUUCCCGUGGUCGCACCAUGCAACGUACCUCAUUCGUGGAGGAUACACCUCAGUACCAAGGCCUAGGAGUUCCCCAGCAGGAUAACAAGAGACUCUCAGUCGGAUUCCGUCCCCUUCCUCCGGAUGAGAUCACAGAGUCUGAGGACCCCGAAUACCGUGCCAACCGUAUCCGUUCUUUCUACAAGGAGUAUUUCGAGGAUACCAAGGAGGCACCCCCGCCUAUGCCCCCCAUGCCCCCAAUGGCUCAGGGCAGAGCCGGCCCUCAAUAUUACGAGGAUGUUGACCAAGGCUAUAUGAUGGGCGGUGAUCAAGCUUACUUUGAUCCUGAGACAAAUGCCUUCGUCAUGCCCUACGCCCAGCCCGUCACUCGCCGUGCCAUGACACCUCCCCCAGCUGGCCGCCGCCCUGGUCCUGGUCGUCCCGGACCUCGUCCUCGUGGUCCCAACGGUUCUAUCGGUGGUAUGAGCUACCAGAGCGGACCUGGAGGACGUUCCCGCGCUGGUUCUGCUCUUGGCCCUCGACCUGAUUCUUCAGCCUCAGCGCGAAUCCGACAACCCCCAAGGAAGAGACUUCCACCACCCGCACCCUUGACCACUCUUCCAACUCCCUCCAAGCUCAAGGAUGAUAACAUCGCUCUCAUCAACGCUGCUGACUUUGCUCCUCCCAACACCAUCCGUGACACUGCAGCUGGUCGCUCUCAAAGUCCCUUCGGCGAGCGACGACCUUACUCCCCCUCUGUUCCUGCUGCUCAGACUCUUGUCUCGCCUUUCGAGGAGCUGACUGCUCUCCCCAGCCCCCAUCUUCUCCGCAAAUCCAGCACAUUCACUGGACUUGACUUCGCACCUCCCAAGAGAUUCAAGGAUUCCGACACCAUGAGCGACGCUGGAAGCAUCAGGAGUAACCGCAGCGGCAUGUCUCAGGCUCAGCUUGGUGCCAUCCGCGGCGGAGCUGGACGUGUAAGUCGCCUGCCUGGCGACCAAGUGUUCACCCAACAAGCGCUGCAAGAUACAUUGAAGCCUUCAUGGGGAAUUCGACCUUGAUAAAAGGUAGCGCAUCAACUCAUUCAGUGGAUUAGUCUAUGCAUGGGCUGCCACUGACUUGUCAAAAAACUUUCUUAGCGUUGUCUUUUUGACAUUGCAUUACACAGCGUGCGCCGGUCUUGGUCAACUUUAUACAUUUCUUCACUUCAAGGGCGUAUUUUAGGGUCAUGAUGUCUUGCGAUAUUUUCUUUCACACUGGGAACCUGCAGGCUUGCAUAUUAUAGAAGGUCUUUGGAAACCACACGACAAACUAGAUGACGACUGCCGGCUCGGACAACGUACGUUCGGCCGUUGUAUAUAGGUCAAUUGGAUCUGGCGUUGAUCACUUCAACAUGGCCAUCUUGUUUCUACCAUUCUACUACUUAUUUGGAACUGGAUGAGAAAGUAUUGUGAGAUGUGUGAAUUUGUCCAUGUAUAGAUUAUGACGAUCUGAGUCUAGGUAGCUAGUUCGUGAAAGUCCCAAAAGGGCAGCUCGAAUGAUAUGUGUCUCCUGUUGGGUCACUAGGC
Messenger RNA from Fusarium odoratissimum NRRL 54006, 3424 nucleotides. RefSeq lists its product as uncharacterized. Lineage: Eukaryota; Fungi; Ascomycota; Sordariomycetes; Hypocreales; Nectriaceae. The transcript is spliced from 2 exons. The record is from RefSeq and is a predicted model, not a curated record. Bases 941 to 2917 code for a protein of 658 amino acids.